Scylla paramamosain (green mud crab) is the source of this 3282-nucleotide messenger RNA. Its product is annotated as G patch domain-containing protein 1-like. Gene Ontology annotation, cellular component: nucleus. The record is from RefSeq and is a predicted model, not a curated record. Lineage: Eukaryota; Metazoa; Arthropoda; Malacostraca; Decapoda; Portunidae. Gene Ontology annotation, molecular function: RNA binding. The coding region runs from base 196 to 3135 and encodes 979 amino acids. The transcript has 15 exons. Gene Ontology annotation, biological process: mRNA processing.
GACUGGAGGUGUAGCCUAUAGGUGAUCGAGUAGAGUAGAGGAGAAGCAUCACAGAGAGGAAAGAAGUAAAGGCCUUUAGGUUUGCGAGUCUUGGAGGGAGUGAUGUGAGGAAGCAGGACGGUAUUAACUUGGUGAUGACUAGGUGGUGACUGUCAAGAACUGAUUAGGUAGUGAGACAGUAACACCACAACCAACAUGGAUGAGGAUGAGGACGACGUGGUUUGCAUUGGCACGCCACUGGAGGAGCUGUCUGAAGAUGAUGUGCAGGUACGCAAGGCUCUGAGGCUGGAGGAUCAGAUUGUUACUGACAAGCAGGGGCGAAGAAGGUUCCAUGGAGCAUUCACUGGGGGAUUCUCGGCUGGCUACUUCAACUCUGUGGGGACUAAGGAAGGAUGGACUCCAUCUGCCUUCGUGUCGUCCAAGGGGCAACGCAGCGAGGCCAAGCAGUCCCGGCCUCAGGAUUUUAUGGAUGAUGAGGACCUGGAGGCAUUUGGCAUUGCACCACAAGGGAUCCGAGCAUCGGCUGACUUUGACGGCCGCCAGCAGGGGAAAAGAAAGAGAGUGAAUGACCCAUCUGGACCCAUUCCUGGCACACCUGUCCUGGAGGAGCUGCUCAGACCCACCAGGGAAACGAUGGGCAUGAAGCUGCUGCGUCGCCUGGGAUGGCGGCCUGGGCAGGGUGUUGGACCAAGAGUGAGUCGCCGGCAGAAGGUGUCAGCCCAGAGGGAGAAGCGCCGCCUGUUAGCCAGUCAGAGAGCAGGACAGAGAGCUGGGUCAAGCGAGGGCAGCAGCGAGGACAGUGAGGAUGAGGCACUGCAGGAUGUCACCUACGCUCCCACUGACGUGCCGGAGCUGAGCGCAGUGCAGCCCAAGGUGGACCAGUUCGGGCUGGGCUACGUCCCCCUGUCCCGCACCCCUGUUUUGGGCGGCCACGUCAACCUGUUCGACCCGGCACCUUUGUCCCUCACUGAGAAGAAGAAGAAGUUGCUCAUCAAGGGACAGGCUUUUGGUGUGGGUGCAUUUGAGGAGGAUGACGAGGACAUUUACGCCACUGAGGACAUGAGCAACUACGAUUUUGGGGAGGAGAAGGACAGCAAGGGCAGAGGGCAAGGCACAGCCAGCCACAACACCGCAGUGCUGGGCCUAGUGAAGGCUAUUGAAGGGUUCAAGCUGAGCAGCCAGCCUCUGCAGCAGCACAAGGUGUACCCAUCCCCCGCCAUCCCUCCAGGCUUCACUCCCCACCACAAGCCACGCAGGCGCAGGUUUGAACGCAAGGAGAGUGAGCUGCGAGGUCUGGGCCGCCACAGCAUGACAGCAGAACACCGCGCGCACAUCAUUGCUGACAAACCCAAGGCCACUGUUGAGAUUAGGUCAGGAGUUAAGGGACAGCAGCAGCAGCCAGCAGUGGGUCCCAAGGAAUCCAGCAAGCCUAUUGAUACUUCAGAGGUAGACAAAAUCUAUGAGGAAUUCAAGAACUCAGACAAGAAACUUGGUUCAGAUUUCAAGCCUUUUGCAAGUGUACCAGAGAAACAGAAACGUUAUGAGCUGUUCCUAAGGAUGAAGGAGAAAGGACAGAAAGACCGCUUCUACCUGGCCCAGCCCAAGAGCAUGACGGAGUGGGAGAGGGAGCGGGAGCUGCAGGAGUUCAGCCGUGCUGCCAAGCUCUUCCAGCCUCUUGUGUCCUCCAUGGCAACUCGGUUUGUGACAGCUGCUACUACAGAGGCAGACCCCACACUCAAGGACGGCCUCAAUGUCAACGUUCCAAAGGCUGAGACCAAGGCCGGGGAGAAAGGAUUGCUGGACCCAGUGGAACCGGGGGAUGAGAGGACAGCUGCUGCCCGAGCUGGGAUGUACGGCAAGUUGACUCAGAGUGUGCAGGAGUGGCACCCUGACUCCCUUUUGUGCCGACGUUUCAAUGUGCCAAACCCUUACCCAGACUCUCACUUUGUUGGAGUGCACAAGACCAGGAAAGAGAAGCUGUCCAUGUUUGGCGGCUUCCAUUCCACCACUGAGGAGACGGCCGGUCUCAGGACUUCCAGCAGGAGGGAGGAGGAGAGCAAGCAGGGCCAGGAGGAGCAGGAGCAAAAUGAGGAGGUGGAGGAGGGAGGUGAACAAUUUGAUGACAAACCUGAAGAUUAUGGACUGAAGGUUCCUGUGGAUGGACCGCCAACCAUGGACCUCUUCAAGGCAAUCUUCCAGGACUCUGACUCCGACUCUGAUUCCGACUCAGAGAAGGAGAGCACUUCUCCAAAAAGAGCUAAGGAGGACCACCACUCGCAUACGGGUGGUUCUUCCCAUCCCAUCGCUUCCUCAGAGCCCCAACCCAUGAGACAUGAGGGAGAGAGACCCAUGGAGGAGAAUGCUGGGAAUGAGCAAACCUCAACCACCACCACCAGCACCACUACUAGCACCACCACCACUAGCAGACGUGCAGGCCGUGUCAGCCGCUUUGAGCCACUAAGAGAGGACACAGCCAGCCAAUACAAGGAGCCUGAGGAACCAGCCAAGCCUACCAACCAGCCUGACGACAUUGCCAAACUCACGUUCAUUCCCAGGAAGAAAGAUCCGCUCUCCUCAAAGCCUGUGUCUGUGGCUGAGGGAAUCUUUGCCAAUGUUGACUUUGUGGCAUUGAACAGCUACAGGAACCAGAGGCCAGCAGAGGUGAAUGAAGACAAAGACAAGGAGGCCAAGCAGACUACAAGAGCAUGGCCAGAGGCAGUCAUUAAGGCAGCUCAGGAUAAGGCAAAAAUUGAUGACUCUUCCUCAUCCUCCACUGACUCUGAGGACAUGUAUGGCCCACCUGCACCCAGCCACCUCAAGAACAGGGCCCAGGAAAUUCAGUCCACCCCACCAGUUACUCGCUUCACCCCAGCAGCAGACGAAGCAGCUCGGAAGCCUCAGGGCCCCAGCUGGGUGGUGAAGGAAGGAGAGAAGAGUAAGAGUAGUACAAAGAAACACAAACACAAAUCUAAAUCUAAGAGCAAGAAGGAGAAGAAGAAAAAGAAGGAUAAGAAGAGUAAAAGACACAAGGAGAAAAAGAAAAAGGCCCAUAGAAGUUCAAGCAGAAAAAGGAAGAGCAGUAGCAGCAGCACCAGCAGCAGCAGAUCAGACUCUUCAUCCUCUGACUCUGAUUAAAUUAAAUUUGUUGGGGUCCUUUUUGAGUACCUGCUUUGUGAAGACACGGUGGCCUGGUGGUUGAAGGGGGUCUGCACACUUGUCUCAGCCCAGAGGAUGUGGGUUUGAAUCCUGGACUGGACAAAGACAGUAUAGAACUUACCUGUG